This is a messenger RNA of Mercenaria mercenaria, 469 nucleotides long. RefSeq lists its product as uncharacterized. The transcript is spliced from 4 exons. NCBI's taxonomy places the organism in Eukaryota, Metazoa, Mollusca, Bivalvia, Venerida, Veneridae. The record is from RefSeq and is a predicted model, not a curated record. Bases 101 to 448 code for a protein of 115 amino acids.
UGGGUAAGCACACCAUUUCGUCACUAACGCGUUUAAAAUUGCUUUUCUAGGACCACCAAUAUUUACCAAAUAUGGACGGAAUAGCAUUGAUCUGCGGAAAAUGUCUUCAACGAAACGAUUCUUCAAGACGCCGUUUCCGUCACAGAAGAAAAAGCCUCCUCCUCAUUACAAAUUUCACUACGACACUGAGGUCAAAGGUUGGCGCGAAAGUCAAAAGGUAACAGCCACAUCACGGUGGGGCAAAGCCAAAGAGGCUGUAAGGGUAGGAAACUACUUUAUAGGUAUCAGAAAGAAACCAGACACUGUUCUCAAUAUCGAUGUGAAGAAACUCGUAGAAGCCACUAAACAUAAUCGUUCUGUACAGUCAGCAAGGAAGAUGGCGGAUCCCAGCAUGUUAGACGAAUCAGACCAAGAAUCACUCGAGGUAAUUUGGUUUUAUUUAAUGUGAUUAGAUAAAAAGUAGUUCCAA